AUGCAGACGACGCCAGAAGAAGCGAAUGGCGAGGCUCAACCCCAUCCGCCCGGCACUCCACCCCGCCCGCCUUAUUCCCCAGUGACCCCAGUGUUCGCCAAACUUGAGCCUCUCCCUGCCGGGGAGACGAAGAUCCUACCUCCACCCUUAUCGCCAGAACCCCGUAGCACCAAUACCGCAAACAUUCCACCCUACCGUCCCCCGCCACCUCCAGCCAACCCCCCAGUCUUCAAACCCGAGCCGCCACCAGUUCCUAUCUCGGAAAGUGAGAAUCCCGAUGCGAUUGCACUGCGUUCCGCAAUCUCAAUUUUGCAGAUGCAAAAGCAACAAAGCCUUCGCGAUAUCAAUACCCUUGAGCGACUGAAAGAGGCAGCUGGCGCAAACCCCGAGGCAUUUGCCCGUGAUUUGGCAGAUGGGCGCUUGCGCACUGAAGAAGACCAUGGCACUGUGAUCCAAUUCUCAGACAACAGGGCAAUGGAUGCCGGGGAAGAUGCCGACGAUAAUGAAAAGGCUGAUGGAACGUCAUCCUUCGGCCGGAUACCAAAGCCCCAGAACAUUGUGCGCAUGCCUCCCAUCAAUUGGGCCAAGUAUCAAAUUGUUGGAGAACCACUUGAUCGCAUGCAUGAAGAGCAACUGCAUCGACCCAGCCCUGGCGCUCCACGACGAGAGCCAGCCCCUGAGCAUGUCUUAGCCUCCCCGUAUCGUCCCUUGGUGGACCGAAUUGAAACACCUACACGGCUGGCCCGACCUAGCAAAAGCAAAAAGUAA
Penicillium chermesinum is the source of this 768-nucleotide messenger RNA. RefSeq lists its product as uncharacterized. NCBI's taxonomy places the organism in Eukaryota, Fungi, Ascomycota, Eurotiomycetes, Eurotiales, Aspergillaceae. The transcript has a single exon. The coding region runs from base 1 to 768 and encodes 255 amino acids. The record is from RefSeq and is a predicted model, not a curated record.